AUGUAUACGGACACACAGGGAUAUAAAAAAGAUAAGAAGUUAUGCUUAUCACCAAGAUCUAGAUAUAUUAAAGUGGUCCCAAGUGGGAAUGGAAAUACUGUACAACGUAAAUUGUCAACAGUGGAGUCAUAUGUUCUAGAAAAAAAGAGACCCAGUUUUCUACAAGAAUACAAAAAUCCAUGCUGGCUCGAAACAAAACAUACGAAAACCACGUGCAGACAUGGCGCUUUCUAUCAUGUGAAAUUUAAAGAAGACCUAAAACCACCCAUCCUCCGAUGUCUGCCAUAUUUUUACAUGGUGGGUCAACCUAGAUCUGGACUUACAAAUAUAUAUGAAAGAUUGAUUAGACAUCCAGAUAUAAUUGCACCACAUAUGAAAGAUAUUUUUUGGAUACAAAGACAUAGAUUUCAACUCAGGUGUUCCUCUGUGAAUACAUAUUUGGAUUUCUUCCAUGAAAUAUCAGAGAAUAUACGGAUGAAUGCAACAAUAGAUAUAAAAACUAAUACAUCAUAUUAUAAUAAAGUGACAGGUGAUUGUAGUGGUGAUGUUAUGUGGGAUAAUACACGAUGGCAAGAUUUAUCUGGUAAUGAAAACUGUACAGAACCAUGUCUAACUAACGCUGAUUAUAUCAACCAUUUAAAUCCAUCCGCUAAAAUCAUCGUAGCUUUACGAGAUCCAAUAGACAGGGUAUAUUCAGAUUAUUUAGCUCAAUCAGUAUGGCUGAAAUAUGAUCCUGAUAAUGAGCUGUUUAAUAAACUUGUCAUAGAACAAAUAUUUCAACUAGAAAAAUGUUUAAUAAAUAACCACACUAUAAGAUAUUGUGUAUAUAAUCGAGAUAUAUACCAUUCAGAUAGUCAGGUACGAGUUGGUAUUGGUUUAUAUGCUAUUCAUCUCGAGGAUUGGUAUCGCGUGUUCCCUAAAAACCAAAUGCAUAUCAUACAAUUUGAGACAUUUAUUACAGACACUGAGAAUGAAAUGUCCAGGAUAUUUAAAUUUUUAAAUUUACAAAAUUUAGGCAGCUCAGAGAUGAAAUAUAUAAUGGAACCUGUGUUUAAGAAUGUCCGAACAAGGUUUGCGGAAGGACCUGAUAUGUGGAUUGAAACCAGAAAAAUAUUAACAAAGUUUUAUGAACCCUAUAACAUUCUAUUAUCUAAACUGUUAUAUGAUAAGAAAUAUUUAUGGAAAUCUUGACAAGAAUACAAGUAAAAGAAAGCUUAUGUCCUGUCAGGUUAUGAAUGGAUCUCCAUCGGUGAUAUUUGCGAUAAUUAUAUAUAUAUAUAUUUAUUUAUUUUCUCAAAUUCUGAUAACUUGAGCAAGAUAUUGUGUUUUGACGCAGACUCGUGAGUGUAUAGCCAGUUGUGAAAUCGUUAUUCUGUUGAAAUGGAUGCAAUCUACAAUAAAUAUAAGCAUGUGCCCAACAUCCUUUAAGUGUAACGAAAUCAGCAAGCUACGCCCAACAAGUGUAACCAACUAAGCAAGCUACACCUAACAAAUGUAACAAACUAAACGAGCAACACCUAACAAGUGUAACCGAGAUUCAUGAUCAUUGAACGCUCGAAUGGGUGUAAAUGUAAAAGUUAAAGGGUGUUUGGAUCAGGUACACCCCAACGAGUGAUAACGACGAGGAAGACUUGUCGAAAUGUUUCGAAAGUUGCCAGCGAUUGUUAUUCAUAAAGUUGUGGUUGUGGUAUUUCAGAGUAUAUACUGGUGUGAUUAGUAAUAUAGAAACAUUCCCAAAACAGUAUCAAUUUUAAACCGUAAAUGCUGGGUUGCUAAAGUGUUUGUUAACCUAAAUGUGGGUGUUCUUGAGAAAAAAAAUCCCCACAUUUGGUGUUAAUCUUAUUAGCACUUCCAGAACAUAACUUAUUAUUUUGCGUGUCCAAAGAUAUUAUUGUGUAUUAUAUUUUAAAUGGCGUAUAGCUCUAGCUCAAAACCGUUUAUUAUAUAUAUCUUACCGUAAAAAUAUGAGCUCUUGAUAUCCAACAUAUAAAACAAAAUGAACAUUUUAAAAUCAGUUCGCAUUGGGAACUGUUCCCAAUGUCAAGUUCUGUAUGUUCUCGAUCGCCAUUGUAAUGAACAAAGGAAAGCAAUCUUUAAAUAUACCCCACAAGUCAAUGCAAAGAUAAUUAAUAAUAGCUGAAAGACAAAACGGGAAGAAAAUAAAACGUGUAGAUUAGAAUAACCAGGUGCAAACGACUGUUAUUCAUUUUAGACGACUCUCCAUUAGGAUUACUGUCUAAAAGUUUUAAAAAUCGAAUGUAAUUCAGUUUAUUAUCGAAUGUAAUUCAGUUUAUUAUCGAAUAUAAUUCAGUUUAUAUACUACAUUCAUAUCACAUUAAUAUGUGAUUCUCGGUCUAUUUUCGUUUAUUUUGAGGUUCCGAAGAAUAGAGCUACACGCCCUUUAAUUAAUUAUUCUUAAAUCAGAUGUCGUGAAUACAUGAAUAAAUUCAUUCGAUAAUUAUUAAGGUGCCAAAGUGCUGAAUAUCAGUUAAAUUUGAAUCAACCUGAUGGAUAUUUAUAAAUUUAAUGUCUUGGGUGUAAUAAUAAAGAAAAGUUGUUAUUGA
Messenger RNA from Patella vulgata (common limpet), 2564 nucleotides. Its product is annotated as carbohydrate sulfotransferase 15. Bases 1 to 1191 code for a protein of 396 amino acids. The record is from RefSeq and is a predicted model, not a curated record. The transcript has 9 exons. NCBI's taxonomy places the organism in Eukaryota, Metazoa, Mollusca, Gastropoda, Patellidae. Gene Ontology annotation, molecular function: N-acetylgalactosamine 4-sulfate 6-O-sulfotransferase activity. Gene Ontology annotation, biological process: hexose biosynthetic process.